AAGGUAGUUUCACUCUUCUCAAUUUCACAACCUCCUUCUAUGCUCUAUCCCUUUUCUUUUCCUCCAACCCAUUUCCCAUCCCCACCUCCCACAUAAGCUACCUUUUUUAUUCCCCUAUAAAAUAAAAAAAAAUUCUUUUCCUUUUCCACACUAAACUUUAGGGUUUAUGUCCUCAAUUUUGAUUCAAAUGGUUCUUGCUGUUCGACCCUUUUCCUGGUUUGUUCAACGUCUCUUUGGAAUGGAUGCAUAAAGUCUGGUGGCCUCUGAUCCUUUCGCGAUUCCAAAUAUUAGACGAGAAUGAGCUUAUCACUGGAUGGUUUGAUUAUUUAACAGAAAAAGAGAGCUGGAAAAUGGGAGGUUGUUGUUGUUCUGCUAGGAAACCUCACCUGCAUGGAACACCAGUGUAUUACUAUUGCCCACCAACUUUAGAAGAGCAUGAGUCUUUGACAUCUAAUGACGGUGUGGCUGCUUCACUCACUACUGGAUUGCUGGUAGGCUUGAACUUAGAAACUUCCACACCUGAUACAUAUCAGCCGCCUCCUGCACCUCUGCCUUAUGAUGUGGUCUUGGGAGGUCCAGCAUCAACAGAUUCUGAAUCAGGCAGAGAAACAGUUAGUGGCAGUAGCUUUGGAACAUUAAUUACAUGUGAAGAUCUUGAAGAAGCUCACUGUAAAGCUAAAGCUAUUUCAGCACCUAUAUCUCCAAGCAAGGCAGAACUGUCAAAAUCAACUGAAUUUCAUGCAUUAGUGACGGAAGAAGAGGACGGCUGUCCAAUUUGUCUUGAAGAAUAUGAUGUUGAGAAUCCUAAAACUCUGACAAAAUGUGAACACCACUUUCACCUGUCUUGCAUUCUCGAGUGGAUGGAAAGAAGUGAUUCUUGUCCUAUAUGCGAUCAGGAGAUGAUAUUUGACCAGACACUGGACUAGUUAUGUUGUGUUAAAAAAAGGAGCUUGCUUAAUGCGUGAAAGAUAGAUGAAAAACUCAUUGUUUGAUAGCUGGUUAGAAGAUAGUACAAAUUCAUUUUCAAUUUCUAGAGCAUUUAAAAGGUCGUUGUUUUAGUGGGCCCAUUCAUUGGGUGUACAAUCUGUGAGAAGAAGAAUGAGAAGGUUUUGACAGAAUGUUACACCACAUUGCAUGUCAAUUUGAUUGCAACUCCUCAUGUUGGAAUUUACCUAUUAUUAGUGAAAGAAUGCAGCUUUUCUCAAGAUGAAGAAAUUCAUGUUCGCAGAAUGGCUUUCCUCCUUCCCCCCAUGUUGCUUUGCUUCCCUCUCCAUAUUCUUGUACAAAUUUCUCAAUACUUAUUUGUUUUUCUAUGUUAUUUUCUGUGAGAAAAAAAGUGCAUACCGGUUUUGUAAAUCAAGUCUGCUUUACAUGUUGCCACAUUUUCAAUGUAUAUAUUAUGGUGGAUGUUGGAGAUCCCAUCUUUUGUUGUAUACACUGAACCCGUGUUUUCAAUUGAAAUCUCUUCAGCUUGGUGGCAAA
This is a messenger RNA of Cajanus cajan (pigeon pea), 1482 nucleotides long. RefSeq names its product putative E3 ubiquitin-protein ligase RHB1A. NCBI's taxonomy places the organism in Eukaryota, Viridiplantae, Streptophyta, Magnoliopsida, Fabales, Fabaceae. The record is from RefSeq and is a predicted model, not a curated record. Gene Ontology annotation, molecular function: ubiquitin-protein transferase activity.